AUGGCCAAUUACGAUGAUAUUGGCAUUCCUAUGGAUGAUAAUGAAAUACAUUGGACAUUUUCUCAAAUUAAAGGUACAUCAAAUGAAACUGAGUCCCCAGAAGCUGAUAUAAUAUCUGCAGUGCAAUUUUCUGAGGAUGGUGAAUUAUUAGCUACGGGUGACAAAGGGGGACGAUUAGUUGUUUUUCAACGUGGUCAAAGGAAUAUGUACGUAAAAGGUAUAAGAAGUAGUGAAUAUAAUGUAUAUUCAACAUUUCAAUCACACGAACCAGAAUUUGACUAUUUAAAAUCAUUAGAAAUUGAAGAAAAAAUUAAUCAAAUAAAAUGGAUGAAACGUCGGAAUGCUGCUAAUUUUUUAUUAGCAACCAAUGAUAAAACAAUCAAAUUAUGGAAACUUUCGGAACGGGAAAAAAGAGUUAAAGAUGUAAAUUGGAAUAUUUCACCAUUUAAUGGAAAUAAAGAUUACUUACGCAAUGGUUUGAUGGUUCCAAAAUUAGAACAAAUGGAACUUGUUAUUGAAGCAAGUCCCAGAAGAGUUUAUGCAAAUUCUCAUACAUACCAUAUCAAUUCUAUAAGUGUUAGUGCAGAUCAAAUAUCUUUUAUAAGUGCUGAUGAUUUAAGGAUUAAUCAUUGGCAUCAUGAAUUCACUAAAGAAACAUUUAAUAUUGUUGACUUGAAACCAACUAAUAUGGAAGAAUUGACAGAAGUUAUUACAGUUGCUGAAUUUCAUCCAAAAAAUGAUAGUGAAUUUGCUUAUACAUCAUCUAAAGGUACUAUACGUUUAUGUGAUAUGAGAGAUAGAGCAUUAUGUGAUGGGCAUGCUAAAAUCUUUGAGGAACCAGAAGGACAUCAAGGAAAAUCAUUUUUUUCUGAAAUAAUUUCAUCUAUAUCUGACGCAAAAUUUUCUCACAAUGGACAAUUUCUUAUGACUCGUGACUAUUUAACGACAAAGAUAUGGGACAUUAGAAUGGAAAGAAGACCAGUUGAGACUUAUCAUAUCCAUGAUCAUUUACGUUCUAAGUUGUGUAAUUUAUAUGAAAAUGACCAUAUUUUUGAUAAAUUUGAAGUUGCUUGGAGUGGAUGUGAUAAUCAUAUUAUUACUGGUUCUUAUGGUAAUGUUUUUAGAACAUUCCUUCGUACUAGUGGACUGGAAUGUACAUAUGCUGUUGCCAAUACUUCAGAUAGACCAAGACUAUCAAUGACAUCGCGUCAUAUAUCAAAUGGUGGUAUAUUCCGUUACUUGUCUGAUGCAGAAGCAAAUAGUAUUAAUUUUAACAAAAAAAUUUUACACUUAGAUUGGCAUGUUAAUGAAAAUAUUAUAGCAAUGGCGGCUGCCAAUAAUUUAUAUAUUUUCCAAGGCAUGCAAGGAAUAUUCUCAAGAUAA
Molecule: messenger RNA, 1383 nt
Organism: Strongyloides ratti
Lineage: Eukaryota; Metazoa; Nematoda; Chromadorea; Rhabditida; Strongyloididae
Product: Serine/threonine-protein phosphatase 2A 55 kDa regulatory subunit B delta
Exons: 4
Coding region: 1-1383 (460 amino acids)
Biological process (GO): peptidyl-serine dephosphorylation
Cellular component (GO): protein phosphatase type 2A complex; cytosol
Molecular function (GO): protein phosphatase regulator activity; protein binding
Source: RefSeq, a predicted model, not a curated record